Messenger RNA from Triticum urartu, 1194 nucleotides. The record is from RefSeq and is a predicted model, not a curated record. NCBI's taxonomy places the organism in Eukaryota, Viridiplantae, Streptophyta, Magnoliopsida, Poales, Poaceae.
AGCAGCAGUGGUUUCAAAGUUCUUGUGGUUCCAGUGAGUUGUGACAUGGAAAUUCUCAAUGGCACGGACGUGAAAGGGCAGAUCCUGUUCUGCACCAUGCAGCCAGGGGAUCAAGAUGUGUUCCAGCAGUCAUCACAGUACGUCCGGGAUGGUGGGGGAUCUGGUGUCAUCUUUGCCCAGUAUACCACGGACCUAAGCUUCACAGCACUAGAUGUCUGCAAGGGCAUAGCCUGCGUUCUCGUGGACCUCGACAUCGGAAAGAAGAUCGCCAGCUACAUGGACGACGCAAGCUCUCCAAUGGUGAAGAUCGAACCGGCGCGAACCAUCACGGGGAAGGAAACACUGGCACCAAAAGUGGCCAUGUUCUCCUCGAGGGGUCCGUCGCCUGAUUAUCCCGCCAUUAUCAAGCCUGACAUAGCGGCACCUGGAGUCAACAUCUUGGCGGCAAAGGAAAAUUCGUAUGCAAUUUUGUCGGGGACGUCGAUGGCAGCCCCACAUGUAGCUGGCGUUGUUGCCCUGCUGAAAGCUCUUCACCCAAACUGGUCAUCUGCUGCAAUCAAAUCAGCCAUUGUCACUACCGCCCAUACAACCGAUGAGCACGGAAUGCCGAUACUGGCGGAAGGGCUGCCUCGGAAGAUUGCCGACCCGUUCGACUACGGAGGCGGCAACAUCAACCCUUGUGGGGCAGCUGAUCCGGGCCUGGUUUACGACAUUGAUUCACAAGAUUACGAUAAAUACUUCCGCUGCACCAUUGUCAAGAAGGCCUCCGUGCACUGCAACACGACGGGAAUGCUACCGGCAUACCACCUGAACUUGCCGUCCAUCUCGGUUCCCAACCUAAGGAGUCCGGUCACCGUGUCAAGGACGGUGACAAACGUUGGGGAUGUCGAUUCCAUGUACCAUGUAGAAAUCGAGAGCCCUGUCGGAGUAAGGAUGGAGGUUGAUCCACCUGUACUAGUGUUUGAUGCGAAGAACAAGGUUCGCACGUUUCGAGUGAAAUUGUCCCCUGUGUGGAAGCUACAAGGGGAUUACACUUUUGGCAGCCUUACAUGGGGUAAUGAUCAGAAGGUGGUGAGGAUUCCAGUUGCGGCCCGGAUUACAAUUCAGGAUUUCUAUGCGGAUGUUGCAUAGUUAACCGGGCGAAACAUGCAAAAAUAAGAUAAUAUUACAUGAUUGCAUGAUUAUUCACUUUCA